Messenger RNA from Microtus ochrogaster (prairie vole), 1544 nucleotides. RefSeq names its product BUB3 mitotic checkpoint protein (gene Bub3). NCBI's taxonomy places the organism in Eukaryota, Metazoa, Chordata, Mammalia, Rodentia, Cricetidae. Gene Ontology annotation, molecular function: protein binding. The record is from RefSeq and is a predicted model, not a curated record.
GCUUCCUCUCCGCCUCCUCCGCUUGCCUGGGAGUGCUCCGAGGGAAGCAGUGUGUUACUGGCCGGUUUGGAAACGUUGCUUUGGCGAAUACAAGAUGACGGGUUCGAACGAGUUCAAUCUGAACCAGCCACCCGAGGAUGGGAUCUCCUCGGUCAAGUUCAGCCCCAACACCUCCCAGUUCCUCCUGGUCUCCUCCUGGGAUACGUCUGUGCGCCUCUACGAUGUGCCCGCCAACUCCAUGCGACUCAAGUACCAGCACACCGGUGCUGUCCUGGACUGCGCCUUCUACGAUCCAACGCACGCCUGGAGUGGAGGAUUAGAUCAUCAACUGAAAAUGCAUGAUUUGAACACUGAUCAAGAAAAUCUUGUCGGAACGCAUGAUGCCCCUAUCAGAUGUGUGGAAUACUGUCCGGAAGUGAACGUCAUGGUUACUGGAAGUUGGGAUCAGACAGUUAAACUGUGGGAUCCCAGAACUCCUUGUAAUGCUGGCACCUUCUCUCAGCCGGAAAAGGUGUACACCUUGUCAGUGUCCGGGGACAGGCUGAUUGUGGGUACAGCAGGCCGCCGGGUGCUGGUCUGGGACCUGAGGAAUAUGGGCUAUGUGCAGCAGCGCAGGGAGUCCAGCCUGAAGUACCAGACGCGCUGCAUCCGCGCCUUCCCAAACAAGCAGGGUUAUGUGUUGAGCUCCAUUGAAGGCCGAGUGGCGGUAGAAUACCUGGACCCAAGCCCCGAGGUUCAGAAGAAGAAGUAUGCCUUCAAGUGUCACAGGCUAAAGGAAAACAACAUUGAGCAGAUUUACCCAGUCAACGCCAUUUCCUUCCACAAUAUCCACAAUACGUUUGCCACAGGUGGUUCUGAUGGAUUUGUAAAUAUUUGGGAUCCGUUUAACAAAAAGCGACUAUGCCAGUUCCACCGAUACCCCACUAGCAUUGCAUCUCUUGCCUUCAGUAAUGACGGAACUACACUUGCAAUAGCUUCGUCCUACAUGUAUGAAAUGGAUGACAUGGAGCAUCCUGAAGAUGGUAUCUUCAUUCGCCAAGUGACAGAUGCAGAAACAAAGCCCAAGUCCACGUGAUCAUCUGGUAGAAAGCUUCACUUCCUGCCAACACUCGCUUCCCCCAGGGGCUGCUUGUAGUCCCCGGACUCUGUCUAGUUUGUCUAGUUUUGGGUUUCUCUGUCUCCUGUCAACAGAAAUGUCUCUGUGUACUCUGUAAUUGUUUGGGGUGGGAGGCUCCGUGCCCUUGUACAGUAGUUGGAUGCUCCUGUCCCUAAGUAAUUCCUGUUGCUGUUGUUAAUGCUCCAGCUCUUUGUAGCACUAUCUAAAACUGUUAAUAUUUUUCUGCUGUCAAAUAAAUCAGAUAUUUGAAACUUUUAAAAGUUGGGUGUUUUUAAAGAUUUUGCUAAUUAUUGUCAUUUACUGUAUAACGACUUUUUAGACAAAGUGCUCUUCAUCAAGGACAUGUUUAAAUGUUCUCUGCUUCAUUUAUUUAUGUCUGCUCUUGUACAUUGGGAAUCCAGCCCUGGAUAAAGAAUCCAUGUGAGUU